Molecule: messenger RNA, 456 nt
Organism: Diaporthe citri
Lineage: Eukaryota; Fungi; Ascomycota; Sordariomycetes; Diaporthales; Diaporthaceae
Exons: 4
Coding region: 1-456 (151 amino acids)
Biological process (GO): ribosomal large subunit assembly; translation
Cellular component (GO): ribosome; cytosolic large ribosomal subunit
Molecular function (GO): structural constituent of ribosome
Source: RefSeq, a predicted model, not a curated record
AUGGCUCCCUCCAAGACAGGUACUUCCAAGGGCAAGACCUCGGCCAAGAACGCCGCUAAGGCCGCCUUGAAGGGCGUUCACUCCCACAAGAAGGUCAAGGUCAGGACUUCGACCACCUUCCGCCAGCCCAAGACCCUGUCUCUGGCUCGCGCCCCCAAGUACCCCCGCAAGGCCAUCCACCACCAGCCCCGUCUCGAUGAGCACAAGAUCAUCGUCCACCCUCUCAACACUGAGAGCGCCAUGAAGAAGAUCGAGGAGAACAACACCCUCGUCUUCAUUGUCGACGUCAAGGCGAACAAGGCCCAGAUCAAGGACGCCCUGAAGAAGCUCUACGACAUCGACACCGUCAAGAUCAACACCCUCAUCCGUCCCGACGGCCAGAAGAAGGCUUACGCCCGUCUGACCCCUGACGUCGAUGCCCUCGACAUCGCUGCCACCAAGCUGGCCCUUGUCUAA